CUUAGCCCACCCCAGAUCCGCCAACGAGCUUUCUAGAUUCUACCACCAGGCAUUCGCGCUACGCCCGCCACCGCCCGUGCCCGACGAAAAUUUCUUUGGUCCUAGGGGGAAGCCCGGUUUAUAUUUAGUUGGGAUGGGAUUUCGGUAGCCCCCCGGGAAACCCGUCAGCCCCAAGUUAUACCUAUUUCCCGGCUUCAUUAAACAGGGGAACUUUCCCUCCCCUUCCGAGGCUCUUGGAGACCUGGACUGAGGCGCUUGACAACCUAAUCCUGCUGGCUAUCUGAGCACCGGUGAUGUCCAUGGCUCCGCGAAUCAUCUCCACCCACGAAUGGGCACCGGCCCAGGAAGCUGUUUACGACGAUCUCUCCCAGAGCCCGGAGGAUUUCUCUCUUCCGCGAGACAGCCACAGUGUCGUUGCAUCCAACGAGACUAGAGGACGUAGCGUGAGCCUGUCAUUGCUGUGGCGACCGCGUCCGAAGUCCUCAGUCUAUAACCUCGACGAUAUCGCCUCCAAGUCAAGACGAUUGAGCCUGGAAAAGAGCAAGAGCCAUGGGUUUGCGAACGAGGGGGGUGGCAUUGGAAACGCCAAUGUGGCUAGGCCCUCAAGACCGGAGCAGCCCCUCAAUUUCAAGGGCUUCAUCCGGCGCGCUUCCAUUUCUGUCAAGUCGGGGGUGAAGGGCAUUGUCCACCGUCGAACCUCGGUCCCGGCCCCGGUUGCGCCUUUCGAACACGAUGAUCCCUACCGCCACCAGCGAUUUGCGUUCCACCCGCACGCCAGCAACCCCCGCCCCACGACCGCGCAUUCUACCUGGCACCGCCUCCGGCAGGCCGCCAGCUUCCACCGAUACUCGCGCGUGCUGCACACCGGCCAUGAAGAUCGAGUCUUUGGCCUCGACCCCAUCGAAUCCCCAACGUUUCCCGUCCCGGGCUCCGGAGAACAGCCGCCGAUCAUUCCGCGAAAUACUGGCGCCGCGGCGAGGCAAGCUGCUGCGAGCGCGUACAGGGACCUCAACGAGUUUGGGCCUUCAACUGGGUUGACGCCGAAGCCAAACUGGCUUGCGCCCGAGGAGGGGCUCGACGAUUACGAGAGCGGCAUCGGGAUCGCGCUGACCAGCUCCGAGAUUGAGAUCUAUGUCCCGUCGGGAGAGGUCGACUCGGACGUGGACGUUGGCGUGGAUGGGGCCGCGGAGGAGUCGCAUAUCAGCAGGAUCGACUUUGUGUCUCGGCUACCCAUAGAACUUGCUAUCCAGAUUCUUUCCUAUCUGGACGCCGCGGCGCUGGCGAGCGCAAGCCGCGCGAGCAAGCGGUGGAAGACGACGGUGGCUAAUCAGCACAUCUGGCGCGAGUCGCUCAUGAGAGAGAAGACCACGACAUAUGCGACUAGUGGGCGUGUGAAGCCGGGCACGGGGUUGGGCAUCCCUGCUGUGCAGCCGGGGACAGACUGGAAGGAGAUCUACAGGGUGAAGGAGGAGCUCGACAGGAGAUGGAAGGAGGGCAAGGCUCGACCAGUUUACCUGAACGGACACUCGGACAGCAUCUAUUGUCUGCAGUUCGACGAAUCCAAGAUCGUCACCGGCUCCCGCGACAAGACGAUCCGCGUCUGGGACAUGCGCACCUUCGCCUGUAAGCUGGUUAUUGGUCCUCCAGAUGUCAUCAAUGACCCGACCCUGGCGCUCCUGUACGACGAGGACGGAAGUCCAGUCCACUACGCUACUCUUCCAGACUCAGACUCGGCGCCCGCUGGAAGCAAUGGGUUGCCUCCACCACCAGCCCGUGCGCACCAGUCAACCCCCGCCCUCGUGUCGUUCCCCACACACCAUAACGCGUCCAUUCUCUGUCUUCAGUACGACGACAACAUCCUGGUCACCGGCUCCUCCGACGCCACCUGCAUCGUCUACAACCUUCGGUCGGGCUACCGGCCCAUCCGGCGGCUGCGCCACCACAGCGCGGCGGUGCUGGACCUGGUCUUCGACGACAAGCACAUCGUGACGUGCUCCAAGGACAUCAGCAUCUGCGUGUGGGACCGCGAGACGGGCAGCCUCAUCCGGCAGCUGCGGGGCCACUCGGGCCCCGUGAACGCGGUGCAGAUGCGCGGCAACACGAUCGUGUCGUGCUCGGGCGACUUCCGGGUGAAGCUCUGGAACAUCGACACGGGCAAGAACAUUCGCGAGUUCAGCGGGCACACCAAGGGCCUGGCGUGCAGCCAGUUCUCCGAGGACGGGCGGUACGUGGCGUCGGCGGGCAACGACAAGGUGAUACGCAUCUGGGACGCCAACACGGGCGAGUGCGUGCGCGAGAUGCGGGCGCACGACAACCUCGUGCGCAGCCUGCACGUCGACUCGGUGUCGGGCCGCCUCGUCAGCGGCAGCUACGACACGGACAUCAAGGUCUUCGACAUGGAGUCGGGCCGCCAGCUGCUCGACUUCCCGCGCUGGCACAACAGCUGGGUGCUCAGCGCCAAGAGCGACUACAGGCGCAUCGUCAGCACGGGCCAGGACCCCAAGAUCCUGGUCAUGGACUUUGGCGCCGGCGUCAGGGGCGUCGAGAUGCUCGAGACGGCCCCGGGGACUACUACUGCUAAUGCUAAUGCUAAUGCCGAGGCGUCCUCGCAUGACGUGGACGGGGGCUAUAUCUGAACCCGGUCCCUGGGCAUGGGGGGGCUCUGGGGAGAAUGCAGAAGGAUAAUCCUUAAUUUGGUCGUUCGCGGCAUCAGUUCGCGCGAUCAGCACAAGGCUGAAUACGAAUCCCAUCCGUCGACCUCC
Phialemonium atrogriseum is the source of this 2762-nucleotide messenger RNA. RefSeq names its product WD40-repeat-containing domain protein. Gene Ontology annotation, molecular function: protein binding. The record is from RefSeq and is a predicted model, not a curated record. NCBI's taxonomy places the organism in Eukaryota, Fungi, Ascomycota, Sordariomycetes, Cephalothecales, Cephalothecaceae. The transcript is spliced from 2 exons. The coding region runs from base 294 to 2636 and encodes 780 amino acids.